Pelobates fuscus (common spadefoot toad) is the source of this 985-nucleotide messenger RNA. RefSeq names its product olfactory receptor 6N1-like. Gene Ontology annotation, cellular component: membrane. Gene Ontology annotation, molecular function: olfactory receptor activity; odorant binding; G protein-coupled receptor activity. Gene Ontology annotation, biological process: G protein-coupled receptor signaling pathway. The transcript is spliced from 2 exons. Lineage: Eukaryota; Metazoa; Chordata; Amphibia; Anura; Pelobatidae. The record is from RefSeq and is a predicted model, not a curated record. The coding region runs from base 20 to 985 and encodes 321 amino acids.
AGAAAGAAGACUUCUGAGGAUGAACCACACCGAACAGAUGGUGAAACUCAACCAAUCUACAGUAACAGAAUUUGUAUUUUUGGGUCUUCCCAGUACACCUAGUCUUCAGAUCGUUCUGUUUUGUAUAUUUUUAAUAAUUUAUGUCUUAACACUUAUAUCAAAUGCCCUUAUAAUAAUAGUAGUAAUAGAGGUCCGACAACUACAUACACCUAUGUAUAGGUUUAUUUCUAGUCUCUCUGUUCUUGAGAUCUGCUAUACAACUGUAACCACACCUAAUCUAUUAUCCCUCUUCCUUGUUAACAUAAAAACAAUAUCGUUUAGAGGAUGCAUGGCACAGUUAUAUGUUUUCUUCUCACUUGGGUCGACGGAGUGUUUCCUCUUAGCUGUCAUGGCUGGGGACCGUUACCUGGCUAUUUGUUAUCCAUUACGCUAUUCUUCCUUGAUGACUACAAAUGUUAGUCUUUAUCUCAUAUUUGGAUGUUAUCUGAGUGGCUUUGUAGCUUCCAUUCUCACUGUAACAUUUAUUUCUAGUUUGCCUUUUUGUGGACCAAACAUAAUCAAUCACUUCGUCUGUGAUUAUCCUCCACUUCUUAAGCUGUCCUGUAUGGACACCAGGACUACAGAACAGAUAUUUUUCACUUUGUCCUGGAGUGUUGUAUUAUCAUGCUGCAUACUGACUAUGGCUUCCUAUGUCUGCAUCAUUACCACUAUUCCUAGGAUCCCUUCCAAAGUCCCCAGAAAAGCAUUUUCUACAUGUGCCGCGCACUUAACUGUUGUUUCUCUGUUUUACGGAACUGUAAUAUUUAUGUAUGUAAGACCCAAAGCUAAAUAUGACCUAAAUAAUGACAAACUGGUAUCUGUAUUUUAUUCAGUGAUAACACCACUGUUAAAUCCCAUGAUCUAUUCUUUACGAAACAAAGACGUUCGAAGAGCUAUACACUACUGUUUAAUGUGCCAAAAAAUUAUUAAUCAUUCUGUUCAUUGA